AUGGCUCCCCUGGAAGAAUCUGGAGACCAGUUCUCCGUGCUUCCUGUCAAGAUCCCCGCGACAUCAUCUUACCCAGAGACCGCCAUUCAUGAGAUUCGCAUACGGAAAAAUGCACCCAAGAUCCCAACCGCCAACGAUUCGCGAAGUCUAUUCCUUAAGAAUAUUCCCGUGGACAGCACAGAACCUCACUUUCGCUCAAUUUUUACGCAGCUCGUAGGCGCCGGCCGAUUCGAGACCAUCACCUUCGAGAACGAGUCGCGCACAGCAUUGGUUGUUGAUCCUGAGCAGGCCACAAAGGUUGCAGGUUUCGCAAAGAAGAGAAAGCGAGGAGACGUUGAGGCCGAAGAGAGGGAGCGCGAGGAGGAAGCUGCGCAACUACCGCAGAUCUGGUUGCGACGUGUCCAGCGCAGCAGUAGCACAGCAGUUGUGCUUCUAGCAGAUGAGAAGAGUGUGCAAUUGGUCCUCAAGGCUAUUACGAAACUACAAAAGAACAAAAAGUAUCCUACAUGGGGUAGUGAUCUGUCCGACGACGUCCCUGAUCUCAGUUCUGAAUGGAUCGCAUCACAUCUACAAUUGUCGCGCGUUGACAAAACUGCGACACAAAAGGCUGUACACGCCUUCUUUACAUCAUUCAACCGCAAGGAGAAGGAAGCCGUCGAGCUGGCCAAGAGACUACACAACGAGCCUGACGAGGACGGUUUCGUUACAGUGACUCGCGGCGGCCGAGCAGCUCCCGCCAGCCGAAACGAGGCCGAGGAAGCCAAGCGCAGGAUGAUCGAGAGGGAAACCAAGAAGAAGUCGGAGCUCAAGGACUUCUACCGCUUCCAGAUGAGAGAGCGACGCAAGGCGGAGCAGAUGGCUUUGCUGAAGAGGUUCCAAGACGACAGGAGAAAGGUGGAUGCGAUGCGGGAAAAGCGAGGCAAAUUCCGGCCAGAGACUUGA
This is a messenger RNA of Fusarium pseudograminearum CS3096, 942 nucleotides long. RefSeq lists its product as uncharacterized. Gene Ontology annotation, cellular component: CURI complex; UTP-C complex. The transcript has a single exon. The coding region runs from base 1 to 942 and encodes 313 amino acids. Gene Ontology annotation, biological process: ribosomal small subunit assembly; rRNA processing. NCBI's taxonomy places the organism in Eukaryota, Fungi, Ascomycota, Sordariomycetes, Hypocreales, Nectriaceae. The record is from RefSeq and is a predicted model, not a curated record.